Molecule: messenger RNA, 5503 nt
Organism: Plectropomus leopardus (leopard coralgrouper)
Lineage: Eukaryota; Metazoa; Chordata; Actinopteri; Perciformes; Serranidae
Product: SLIT-ROBO Rho GTPase-activating protein 3-like
Biological process (GO): signal transduction
Molecular function (GO): protein binding
Source: RefSeq, a predicted model, not a curated record
AUUGAACUUGCAGAGAGAGGCAGAGAGAGAGAAAAAAACGGGAAGACUGGGCAGUUGUUGUGCAGAAGGAGCCUGCUGCUAUUAUCGCCAAGGCUGCCAUAGCUGUUCCUUUCAGAGCGCACUCCAGGCUUUUUAUGAAAUGCACAUCAAACGUGAAUUGUUUCCCGAUUCAGUGAAGAGUGCUGCUGAAGAGGAGUGGUCAGGGACGGAGUGGAUCAGUAUGCACUUUGAGGCUUCGACGUCGCCUUGAACGCAGCAGCAACAUCUCCGAGCCUCAAGUACGUUUAAUCUCUGAAGUUGUGUCAAGCGGGCGAUGAUUCGCAUCUGAUUGUUGUUCAACUAUCCGGAGAGGACUGCAGACGGGCAAAACGCUGCAGCAUUGUGGCAACUGGAGACGCUGAUUCCUGCCCGAGGAUUGCACAAGCCGUUCUCCCCAAAAUGUCAUCUCAUGCGAAAGUCAAGAAGGACAAAGAGAUUAUUGCCGAAUAUGAGACCCAAGUGAAAGAGAUCCGUAACCAGCUGGUGGAGCAGUUCCGUUGUCUGGAGCAGCAGUCUGAGUCCCGACUGCAGCUGCUGCAAGACCUGCAAGAGUUCUUCCGUCGAAAGGCCGAGCUUCAGCUUGAGUACUCCAGAGGCUUGGACAAACUGGCCGAGCGCUACUCCGCCAAGAUCCGCACCUCCAGAGAGCACCAUCACUUCAAAAAGGACCAGAAUCUCUUGUCCACUGUGAACUGCUGGUAUUUGGUCUUAGACCAGACCAGGCGAGAGAGCAGAGACCAUGCCACUCUCAGCGACAUCUACAACAACAACGUCAUUGUCCGUCUGGCACACGUGGGCGAGGAUGUCAUCAGACUCUUCAAAAAGAGCAAAGACAUCGGAGUGCAGAUGCAUGAAGAGUUAGUUAAAGUCACCAAUGAGCUCUACACUGUGAUGAAGACGUACCACAUGUACCAUACUGAGAGUCUCAGUGCUGAGAGCAAGCUAAAGGAGGCUGAGAAACAAGAAGAGAAGCACAUCGGCAAGGCCAAUGACAUUGGUUCCAGUCUGCUGCGGUAUGGUCAGGACGAACGUCCACAGCGACGGAGCUCUGUCAAGAAGAUGGAGAAAAUGAAGGAAAAGAGACAAGCCAAGUACUCUGAAAACAAGCUGAAAUGCACUAAAGCCCGGAACGACUAUCUUCUCAAUCUGGCAGCUACCAAUGCCCUGGUGGCCAAAUACUACAUCCACGAUGUCUCAGACAUGAUAGAUUGUUGUGACUUGGGUUUCCAUGCAAGCCUGGCACGCACCUUGAGAACCUACCUGUCUGCAGAGUAUAGUUUGGAGACUUCUCGCCACGAGGGUCUAGACUUGCUGGAGGGAGCAGUAGAUGCCAUGGACAUCAGAGGAGACAAGCUGAAGUUUAUGGACACGCACAGUCAGAUCUUCUGUCCUCCAGCACGCUUCGACUAUCAGCCACACAUGGGGGAUGAGGUGUGUCAGGUGAGCGCACAGCAGCCUGUCCAGACAGAGCUCUUGAUGCGUUACCACCAGCUGCAGUCUCGCCUCGCCACGCUGAAGAUAGAGAAUGAAGAGGUGAGAAAGACUCUUGACGCCACCAUGCAGACCCUUCAGGACAUGCUCACAGUGGAGGACUUUGAUGUUUCUGAGGCCUUCCAGCACAGCCAGUCCACAGAGUCAGUCAAAUCAGCUUCCUCCGACUCCUACAUGAGCAAGGCAAACAUCGUUAAGAGACGAGCCAAUCAGCAAGAGACGGAGGGCUUCUACUUUACUAAAUACAAGGAGUACUUGAAUGGCAGCAAUCUCAUUAUCAAACUGCAGGCAAAGCACGAUCUUCUGAAGCAAACACUAGGAGAAGGGGAGAGGGCUGAAUAUGGAACAACAAGGCCCCCCACUCUUCCCCCCAAACCCCAGAGAUUGAGGAAGUCUAGACCUCGCUCCAUUUUUAACCGUAAGCUGUUUAACGGCAAUAUGGAGGCCUUCAUUCAGGACUCGGGGCAGCCUAUACCGGUGGUGGUUGAGAGCUGUGUUCGAUACAUCAAUCUGUAUGGUCUUCAGCAGCAAGGUAUAUUUCGAGUUCCAGGCUCUCAGGUCGAAGUCAACGAUAUUAAAAAUGCAUUUGAAAGAGGAGAAGAUCCGCUGGUGGAUGAUCAGGCUGAUCAUGACAUCAACUCUGUGGCAGGUGUUCUUAAGCUCUACUUCAGGGGGCUUGAAAACCCACUGUUCCCUAAAGAGCGUUUUCUUGACCUCAUAUCCACAACCAAGCUCGACUCAGGAGCAGAAAGAGCUCAUCACCUUCAGCAGAUAAUUGUGACUCUCCAGCGGCCCGUGAUCAUCGUCAUGAGAUACCUGUUUGCAUUUCUAAACCAUCUUUCUCAGUACAGUGAUGAGAACAUGAUGGACCCCUACAACCUGGCUAUUUGUUUUGGCCCCACACUGAUGCCAAUACCAGAUGACCAGGAUCCUGUGGCCUGCCAGGCGCAUGUUAAUGAGAUCAUUAAGACCAUAAUCAUCCACCAUGAGGUCAUCUUCCCGACCCAGCGUGAGUUGGACGGACCUGUGUAUGAAAAAUGCAUGACCGGUGGGGAAGAGUACUGUGAAAGCCCCCACAGCGAGCCUGGAGCUCUAGACGAGGUAGACAACGGUACCGGACCCAACACUAGUGAUGAAGAAUUGGAGCAGAUCGAGGCAAUCGCCAAGUUUGACUAUGUGGGCCGAAGUCCACGAGAGCUCUCCUUUAAGAAGGGAGCGUCUCUGUUGCUCUACCUGCGAGCCUCUGAGGACUGGUGGGAGGGCCGGCAUAACGGUGUGGACGGGCUGAUUCCUCAUCAGUACAUUGUGGUACAAGACAUGGAUGAUGCAUUCUCAGAUAGCAUUCAGAGGAGUGAUAGUGCGGCCAGCAGUGGGCCACACCAAGAUGAACGAGCCUCGUCCAGAAAUGACCGCCAGUCUCCUUGCGAACACACACCUGAGCGCCGUUUUGGAGCAGCAUUUGGACGAGUGAGGGUGCGAUCAGAUGGAGCCACAGGUCCACGCCACAGGAACGGCGCUGAUAGUCACAGUCCCACAAGAGCAGCAGACCAGCCUCCUAGAGUUAUGCCUCGUCCCUGCAGCCCACACAAAAUGGCAGUUAGCAGGGGCCCAACAGACAGUCCAGAGAAACGGCGUCUCACCACAUUUGGCAGUGCAGGCUGUAUCAACCACCCGGACAGAAAGGCCUUUGUAGACAGCCACUCUCAACGAUCUUCACCCAGCACCACCCGGCACGCAAGUUUAGGAGAUCACAAAACCCUUGAGGCUGAAGCACUCGCUGAGGACAUAGAGAAAACAAUGAACACCGCUCUCCAUGAAUUGCGUGAGCUGGAGCGACAGAAUGUAGCCAAACACGCGCCUGAUGUUGUUUUGGACACAUUGGAGCCCCUCAAACACCCCGGCGGAGCCCAGGAUCCGCCUGGCAGCCCUCUGCACACCAUGGUGAUCAGGGAUCCAGACGCAGCCCAGCGACGUAGCAGCAGCAGCUCCUCCUCCGAGACCAUGACCACUUUUAAACCUGCUAUAUCAGCACGUAGACCAAGCGCACCUCUAAGGCCCCCACCUGUCAGACCUGUCCGACCGGCUCCUGUGAUUGGACAGGGUCAGGGACCACAUCGCUCCAGCAGCUCUAGCUCCUCUGGUCUGGGUAGUCCAGGCAUCACUCCCACUGACAGGGUCUUUCCCAAACCUCCCUCCCCAUCACCGUCCACCUCCUCCUCAUCCUCAGACAAACAAGGUAAUAUGUAGCUCCUGUCAGUCACAAGUCAAGCGGCUGAAGAACACUGUGGAUACCAAGUGAUUGUGAUUACCAUCACGCCCCUGCACCUCUUUUUGACAGCAAAACAAACAUUGACACCUGGUCUGUACGAUGAAUAUUUACCACUAAUCUUCUAUAGAGUAGGACGGCUACUGCUGGUUUCUGACACAUUAACUUGUUGAUGGACAAGUCGAUGUACUGUAUUACAAUAUUACACAAAAAUAGGAUUUAAAUCUAUGAGAAUAAUUUUAUAGAAUGCUGCCGUGCUGAACAGCCAUGCUGGAUAAAAAAGGGAUGCACUGGAAAAUGUUUCUGUUUACUUAAAUUUGACGAUGAAAGAUUUCAUGUUGUUAGCUUACAAACAUGCUGUGAGCUCGGACAUUGUAUCUGGUUUAAUGUUCCAUUAUGAGGGAACCCUUAUGGGAAUGUUUCACCACUAGUUAUGGAGACAUCCAGUCUGUGCUGGUUGAUGUAGUCUAUUCAAACUAUAACUCCUUGGGUGCCAUUUUCCUUAGAGAGCCUGUCCCGCCAUACACCAGCGAGCAUAAGGUUUUCAGCAACAAAAAGACAUAGUGGUUCUGUCUGAAAUCACUCUGUGUUUACUAUAUAGUGCACAACGUUAACUGUCCACAAAUUUAUCUGCGUCUGAAUUAUGCGAAAUUUGCAUCUACUGGGUGCAUUGCCAUAAAAAAAUCAAAUGGAAUGAAAGAAAGAAGUAGGCAUGUAAAGUGUAAUGUGUAAAGAAAAGUGGAUACAGCUUCAGACGUAGGGCCCCGUUCAUUCCUAUAAAAAUUGCUCAGUGGCACAUAAAACUGAAAAAAAAAGUUUGACAACCCAGCUAAAAAGUUACCCAGAACAAUAGAGCGUUUGCAUUAGAGCAGCUACCUCCAGUUUAGCCCUCCGCUAACUUGAAUGGGGAUAAAAUGAUUUAAUUGUGCACCUCUAGACUUUCAAAAGUCUACUAAAUCUAUUAGAUCUGGAUAGUCAAAUGAGUCUUUUCAUUGGGGUUUUGAUGCUCCAAUUGACUGAUUUACAGACAUCUCUUUCACAGUGCAAGUCGAUGAGAAAAAGUAUUUAUGGGCCGUAGGGUAUCACAUGAUAUAAUUCCAUUGUUUGGCCUCUUUGUCAAAUUGGCUUCAAAGCCCGGUGCUGUUCCUGCGGGAUUGAUGUUUCUGCCAACAGUCCUACAAUUCAAUACGUCAGUAACAGUUGUGUGAUGCUUUACCAAGCCCUAAGGAACCCAGCUUAGCCUUACAUCUAAAAAUAGAAUACCAUUAUAAAAGAGAAGUCUGUAAAACUGUUGAUGGGACACCUCAAACUGCAAACAAGGUCAAUUUGGACUCUUCUUUUAUACAUUUUCAAUCCAGGGAUGUUUUAUGUUUGUAAAACUUUCUUUGAGCCGAGAAAGCAAUUUUAAAAAUGUGCGAUGAAAUCUCAAUGUGGAGUCUGGACUGAGCUGGAAAUUGUGGGCGGCCGCAGUUGGAGAAAUAGUAUAGCACUCAUUCAGUGGGCUACAUACCGUGGAAGUAAACCAGAACCUAGAAACUUUUAUGCUGUCUGUGCCAGUUGAGCAAUUCUGAUUGGACUGAAUAGAAUAGGCUCACCUUUUUGUGUAGGUGGACCUGGAAGCUAAUGGCGCCCAGGUUCCCUCGUCAAAAAGCCUAUGGGAUUUUUCCACUGGAUUUUGGAUCAUUGCAGAAAAUAAGCUCUGUGGUA